Juglans microcarpa x Juglans regia is the source of this 2376-nucleotide messenger RNA. RefSeq names its product transcription termination factor MTERF15, mitochondrial. Lineage: Eukaryota; Viridiplantae; Streptophyta; Magnoliopsida; Fagales; Juglandaceae. Gene Ontology annotation, biological process: regulation of DNA-templated transcription. The coding region runs from base 345 to 1715 and encodes 456 amino acids. The record is from RefSeq and is a predicted model, not a curated record. Gene Ontology annotation, molecular function: double-stranded DNA binding. The transcript is spliced from 2 exons.
CGAGAGAGAGAGAGAGUGAGAGAGAGAGAGAGAGAAGGGUGGCAGACGGCUGUGGGCUAACCGGAUAGUGGGGGGUUCGACGGAGUUGGGCUGACCGGCAGUUUCUGGGCACCGUGGUGGUGCUCCUACGUCCUUGUGGUGGCCGACGGUGGCUGGGAUAAAAUUACAAAGCCUCUGCGAUUGAGAUCGUGGUUCCGAUGACUCACAGGUGAUGGCAUAUUUGAUGGCUUUUUUAAUGUUGCUGUUUUUUAUGUUAUGAACUUAUGGAGCAUUGCUGAGCCUCAAUUUAUGAGGAAGAACUUUAAAGACUACUGGCUUAAAAACCAACUCAUCCGCAAGUGGCCAUGAAGGUUAUAUCUAGAAGCAUGCUCAAUUGCCUAACAUCAAUUUCCAAACGAUCACUAAUUUUCCCAAGACAAAAAAUCCAGUCCUUUUCAACCACCGUUGAUCCCUCAAACCCAAUUCCUUCCAGAUUUUCCCAGCCAUCUCACUACAGGAAACAGAUUUCCCUCGCCAAUCUCCUCCAAAGAUAUGGCUUCCCAGCAUCUCAACUCCACAAUUUCCUAAACAAAAACAAAUUUGUAGAGAAAUCCAACUUGCACGAGCUUGAUCAGUCUCUGCGUAUUCUAACAAAACUGAAAAUUCCUCAGAAGUCUUUGGUUUCAUUGAUAUCCGACUGUCCUGGGGUCUUGGAGUUUGAGUUUCUCAAGAAAUGGGAAAUGGAUUUCCUAGGAUUGGACUUCUUGAGUGCUUUCCCAUUGAUCAUUUGCAAUGUGUUGGAACUUGCUAGGAGAUUCCAGUUAGACCCAGAUCGGUUUGUUAGGAGUGUGAAGAUUUUGAGGAGUUUAGGGUUUUGUGAUGAUACUGUGAGUAGGGUUUUAGAAGGCUUUCCUAGAAUAAUUAUGAUGAAUGAGAGGGAAACUCGUGAUCGAAUUUUAUUUUUGAUGGGACUUGGGUUUUCAAGGAAUGAAAUUGAUCGUCUUUUUUGUUUGUUUCCAAGUGUAUUAAGAUUUGGGGUUGAAGAUAGGUUGAAGCCUUUGCUUUUUGAGUUUAGAGAUUUGGGGUUUAAUGAGAAUUUGGUUAGGAAAGAGAUCGUUAGGGAACCGAGAAUUCUCAGUAUGGAAUUGGGGGAACUUUCGAGGUAUUUGGAGCUGCUGAAGACUUUGAAAUGUCGGGAACCAAUUGAGCGGAAGAUUUUUACUGAAGGAGCAUUUAGAGCUGGGUUUGAUGUGAAACUGAGAAUUGACUGCUUAUGCAAACAUGGGUUGACUCGUAGAGAAGCUUUUAAAGUGUUGUGGAAAGAGCCAAGGCUGAUUUUAUAUGGGAUAGAGGAUAUUGAGAAGAAGAUUGAGUUUUUGGUGAAUAGGAUGAAAUUCAAUAUUGGUUGUUUGGUUGAUGUUCCCAAUUAUUUGGGUGUAAACUUUGAAAAACAGAUUGUUCCUCGAUACAAUGUGAUCACGUAUUUGAGAGCAAAUGGUGGGCUUCGUUUUGAGGUGGGAUUGAGAGAUUUGAUAAAGCCAAGUAGGCUUAGAUUUUACAAUCUCUAUGUCAGGCCAUAUCCAGAGUGUGAGAAAAUGUAUGGCAGAUUGUCUGGUGAUGUGGAACUUAAAAGCCCACAUCCAGUUGGUCUGUGGAAGCUCUUCAAACCACAAAGGCAUUCAGAAUCCAAAGAGGAGGUGAAAAAUAUGAAGUGCUUCAUGGAGUUGUUGGUUUAAAGGGAGGGGGGAGAGAGAGAGAGAGAUCUCAUUAAGAAUCCUUCGUCAUUAUCUAAACGAUUGAGUUUUUAACCUGUAAAACAAUUGUUGAUGCCAUGCUUUUGGUUCUUCUGGUGCCCGACGGUAAAGGAAAAUUGCAUUUGUGAGACCAUAUUUUCUAAAAGAGAGGAAUUUACAGGCUUGGAUUUUGAUAGUUUCAUUUUGGACACCUGCAAAUCUCUUCUUAGAGUAUGAAGAAUGCAGCCAACCCACUGUUGGGAUUGACUGCUUAGAGGAAAAUUGAUGAUAUGCUGCUUCAUUGAAAUGGCUAAUAUCGUUGGAAGAAUAAGGCACUCCAUGAAGUAGGCUGUUGUAAGUAAACUGUGGGGGCUAAAACCUGGUUGCCUUUUGAAUGUUUUCUGAUAUAAGAAUGCGAGAUGAAUGCUCCAUGUUAUUCUGAAGCACGUUCUACCGUUCUGACCUCUACUUUCUUGGUGCAAAGGAGGCUGCUAAUCAGCAUAAAAAUCGAUACAUGUACCAACAAUCAUGUAUGUUAUUCUUGCUUUACCAUCUAUAUUUGUACAUAAAAGGGAAAUUUGUGUACAACUUUGUCAAUAUUGUUAUGUCUUGUACCAGGGAAUAUUGCCCGGGAAGAUUAAGGUUUGCCCUACAUUUCUUUGGA